UUUAUAAUCAAUAUUAUGGAUGCAGAUAUAUAAAAAGAACGAUUGAGACCUAUUCGUCGCCAUGGUUGUAGCGAUAUUUAGCUGUAUUAAGCAGUGAGUUGGAUAUAUACAGUUUUUGAUAUGAUAAUAUCAUUUGUGAUAGCAUUUUUGAUGGAUGAAGGAGUUAAGGUUUUGAAUAACAAAUUUAGGAUUUAGGAAUUUAUGUUAAUAGUCCUUACAAUUCUAACGAUGGGUAUCGUUUAUACUUGUUUAAGUGCUACCCUGAUAGAUCCUACUGAUAGUAUAGUAUUGAAGGAACAAAACUUUAAAUUGAAAGGGUGUAUAUAAUAAUUUUAAUUUUUUAGAUUAGAGUUCAAAACAGAUUUGAAGACUUAUUGUUUGGUGUGUUAAGCACAUGUGAUGGAAAAGUCCAAACACUGUUUUAGUUGUAAUAAGUAACAUAUUAAAUAAUAAGAUGUGUUGAAGUUUUUGAUCAUCAUUGUAUUUGGUUAAAUAAUUGUAUAGGUAGAAAGAACUACAAUUACUUUUUUAUCUUGGUGAUUCUACUUGUCAUAUUUAAAUGCUUGAGGAUUAUUUAAGACAUCAUCCUCUUACUGAAAUAUGCUUUCUAAAUUCUUGCUCUAAUAAGUAUUAUUCUUGAUCCUCCAAUCCUAUUUGUUCUUUCUUAUUUAUUAGGAAUGCACCUUUUCUUUAAGUAAAUACAAAUUAAUCUAAUUAAGGUAUAAAGGUAUUUCUACUUAUGAUUGGAUUAAGAUGAAAAAAGAUAAAGAAAAAUUGAAAGUAUAAUCAUAGUAAUAACAACCAAAAAUGAAUGAAAGUGCUGGAUAUGGAUAAUUGUUAUCAACCUCAAAACGUUUCGAUUUAAAGUCUUCAUUAUCAAAUAAAACUGAUAAUAAGGUUCCUUAAUAAAACUUCUUCCCAAAACCUUUAUUUCUAUAGACACCAAAGAAUCAGAAUUUUUCAAAUCCAUAAGUUACUCAAUUACAAAGCAUUUUUACAAAUAAACCUACUUCUCCUAAUAAUGAAAAAUUAAGAAAAGAGUAUGAAGAAGUUGAUGGAAGAUAAAUAUUUAAUAAAGUAAUUGCAGAAGAUAGUGAACCUCAAUAAAACAGUGAUUCAAGAGAUGAAGAAAAUUAAAAUGAUAAUGAUCAUGAUCAUGAAAUUGAUAAUGAUAAUGAUAUUGAAAAUUAAAAUGAAAAAGAAAAUGAAAAAUCUGAAAAAGAAUAAAAUUGA
Paramecium sonneborni is the source of this 1233-nucleotide messenger RNA. Lineage: Eukaryota; Ciliophora; Oligohymenophorea; Peniculida; Parameciidae. The record is from the annotation of a GenBank genome assembly.